Molecule: messenger RNA, 1286 nt
Organism: Mesitornis unicolor (brown roatelo)
Lineage: Eukaryota; Metazoa; Chordata; Aves; Mesitornithiformes; Mesitornithidae
Gene: TRIM9
Product: tripartite motif containing 9
Exons: 9
Molecular function (GO): protein binding
Source: RefSeq, a predicted model, not a curated record
AGCCAGCUCUCUCAGGCCCUGAAUGGGCUGUCAGACAGAGCCAAGGAAGCAAAGGAGUUCCUGGUCCAGCUCCGCAACAUGGUGCAGCAGAUCCAGGAGAACAGCGUGGAGUUCGAGGCCUGCUUGGUGGCCCAGUGUGACGCCCUCAUCGACGCCCUCAACAGGAGGAAAGCCCAGCUACUGUCCCGGGUCAACAAGGAGCACGAGCACAAGCUGAAGGUGGUACGAGACCAGAUCUCCCACUGCACGGUGAAGCUGCGGCAGACCACGGGCCUGAUGGAGUACUGCCUGGAGGUCAUCAAGGAGAACGACCCCAGUGGCUUCCUCCAGAUCUCCGACGCUCUCAUCAGGAGAGUGCACUUAACCGAGGACCAGUGGGGAAAGGGCACCCUCACACCCCGGAUGACCACAGACUUCGACCUGAACCUCGACAAUGCUCCUCUGCUGCAGUCUAUCCACCAGCUCGACUUCGUGCAGAUGAAAGUGCCUGCACCCCCCAUCCUGCAGCUGGAGGAGUGCUGCACCCACAACAACAGCGCCACCCUGUCCUGGAAGCAGCCGCCCUUGUCGACGGUGCAAGUGGAGGGCUACAUCCUGGAGCUUGACGAUGGCAACGGCGGCCAGUUCAGGGAGGUGUACGUGGGCAAGGAGACCAUGUGCACGGUGGACGGCCUUCACUUCAACAGCACCUACAGCGCACGUGUCAAAGCCUUCAACAAGAGCGGCGUCAGCCCCUACAGCAAGACCCUGGUCCUGCAGACAUCCGAGGUCGCUUGGUUUUCCUUCGAUCCCGCCUCCGCGCACGCCGACAUCAUCUUUUCCAAUGACAACCUGACCGUCACCUGCAACAGCUACGACGACCGGGUCGUGCUGGGGAAAACGGGCUUUUCCAAAGGGCUCCAUUACUGGGAGCUGUCGAUUGACCGCUAUGACAACCACCCCGACCCGGCCUUCGGCGUGGCGCGCAUCGAUGUCCUGAAGGACGCCAUGCUGGGCAAGGACGACAAGGCCUGGGCCAUGUACGUGGACAACAACCGGAGCUGGUUCAUGCACAACAACUCGCACACCAACAGGACUGAGGGGGGGAUAACGAAAGGCGCCACAGUGGGAGUGCUGCUGGACUUGACCAGGAGGACCUUGACGUUCUCCAUCAACGAGGACCAGCAAGGACCCGUCGCCUUUGAGAACCUGGAGGGCCUCUUCUUCCCCGCAGUCAGCCUCAACAGGAACGUGCAGCUCCCAGCUCUCCUGACCAUCACCAAGCGGUGGCUCCCUGGCCCUAUCCG